GAUCUGUACGUGGACCAAGCUUGGCAGGUCAUCCAUUUCGGUCCAUUCACAGAUUUUCCCUACGCCGUGCGCUACAACCGUGACAAUGGUGCCAUUGCGCUUCUUAGGCACCUUGGUAGCCGCCUGCGCUUUUUCGUCGGCGUCGACCUCACCAACAACUUCCGCCACUGGCAGCAAUGCCAACUCAACCCUUUGCUUCUCAUCGGACUUCCUCUUCGGCACUGCGUCAUCGGCUUACCAAGCUGAGGGCGGCUGGAAUGCCACUAACAAGGAACCAAGUAUCUGGGAUAACUUCUGCCGUGAUACUUCGAACGGAGUCCCCUGUGCUAACGUGGCUGAUGAUUUCAUCCACCGCUAUGACAGUGACAUCACUCUCAUGAAGAACGAUGGAUACGGUACUUUCCGCUUCUCCCUCGCAUGGGCGCGCGCCAUGUCGUGGAAUGAGACGACGCAGCGUAUGCAGGCGAAUCCGGAAGGCUUGGCGUUCUACCAUUCACUGGUGGAUGAGCUGCUGGCUAACGGUAUUCAGCCCAUUAUGACGCUGUAUCACUGGGACUUGCCAGCCACUCUACAGUCUGCGUCCGACCCGCCUGGGUGGCUUAAUGAGGCAAUGAUCGGCCACUUCGUGGACUACGCGACGCUUAUCUUCGAGGAGUUCGGACAGGACGUGGAGUUCUGGACGACGUUCAACGAGCCAGCCUCGUUCAUCCUCACGGGUUUCGCCUUUGGUUACGGCCCACCGAAGCUCGGCAACUCCAGCACCAACGCGUACGAGGUGGCUCACAAUGUGCUGCUUGCACACGCUGCCGCAGUGGAGAAAUUCCAUGAACUGCGUGAAGCAGGGACCAUCAAGAGCACUGCUCGCAUCAGCAUCGUCAUCAAUUCCGACUGGGGCGUGCCGCUAAACGACUCGUUCCCUGAAGACGUGGCUGCUGCUGAACGCAAGAACCAGUUCCACUUAGGCUGGUUCUUGAGCCCUUUGACGACCGGAGACUACCCUUCAGUCAUGCGCGAACGUAUUAGUGAUCGUCUGCCGAAUUUCACAGAUGAGCAGAGUGCUCAGGUCAAAGGUUCAUACGACCUUCUGAUGCUUAACUACUACGCCUCGUAUGCUACAACGGACUGCGAUUCCGACCGCUCGGAGACGAAUUGCUCUAGCUUGACACUGGGGUGGGCCACAGACCUCGGAGUUGAUGACUCGCGUAACCCCGACGGCGCUCGUCAUGCCUAUGGAAGUAUUAUGGAUCCUGAUAGUUGUUCGACUGACUCUGGGUACCCUCCAGGGUACAUCCAGGUUAUCCGUUUCCUGCACGAGCACGACACAAGUGCUGACAUUCUUCUGACUGAGAACGGGUGGUGUGGCAAUGAGACUAUUGACAACCCCGACCAGAUCUGGUAUCACCGCACACAUUUAGAGCAAGUGCACAAGGCUAUCUACGAGGAGGAUAUCCCAAUUAUUGGAUACACGGUGUGGAGUUUCAUGGAUGGUUUCGAGUGGACCAGCUACGCUGGACGUCGUGGACUCUACUUCGUGAACUACACGGAUGAAACCGGAGAUAUCGACGAGUACACAGCUCUGCCUACACAACUCACACGCAUUCAACGUUCGGCAGGUGCUUGGUAUUCGGAUGUGGCUACUACUGGAUGUUUUGAGCAGGACGAGGAGGACGAACAGUAUUUGGUGUAGUGCUGAAAAGAUCAUUUCUACUGAAAAGAGAAUCAUGAUCAAGUAGGUUUGCUUUUAUGUGUUGUUGAUGCGGUACUGUGUUGAACAUAUUCUACGGCCAUUUAACAGUUUCCGCGUAGUACAUAUAUGCACACUCGGCAUGAGUCUACGCGUCCAUAUCCUCGUCAUCGCCACGAGGUGUAGCAUUAUAUUUUAU
This is a messenger RNA of Phytophthora nicotianae INRA-310, 1883 nucleotides long. RefSeq lists its product as hypothetical. The record is from RefSeq and is a predicted model, not a curated record. NCBI's taxonomy places the organism in Eukaryota, Oomycota, Peronosporomycetes, Peronosporales, Peronosporaceae. The coding region runs from base 86 to 1687 and encodes 533 amino acids. Gene Ontology annotation, biological process: carbohydrate metabolic process. Gene Ontology annotation, molecular function: beta-glucosidase activity. The transcript has a single exon.